Molecule: messenger RNA, 864 nt
Organism: Cyclopterus lumpus (lumpfish)
Lineage: Eukaryota; Metazoa; Chordata; Actinopteri; Perciformes; Cyclopteridae
Gene: tomm20a
Product: translocase of outer mitochondrial membrane 20
Exons: 6
Coding region: 74-514 (146 amino acids)
Biological process (GO): protein import into mitochondrial matrix; tRNA import into mitochondrion; protein targeting
Cellular component (GO): mitochondrial outer membrane; mitochondrial outer membrane translocase complex
Molecular function (GO): transmembrane protein transporter activity
Source: RefSeq, a predicted model, not a curated record
GCACUUCCUUAGCUACGGGCUAGCUACUAGCCAGCUAGAGAGCCUCGUGCGCCGCCCAUGAAGAGUUUCAGACAUGGUGAACGGACGGACGAGUGCGGUGGUUGUCGGGGCGUGUGGGGCCUUUUUCGUCGCAUACUGCAUUUAUUUUGAUAGGAAGCGACGGAGUGACCCUCGCUUCAAGGAAAAGCUACUUGAACGUAGAAGAAAGCAAAACGUUUCUAGUGAAAAGUCCGGACUGGCAAGGCUGCCUGACUUGAAGGACGCGGAAGCUGUUCAGAAAUUCUUUUUGGAGGAGAUCCAGCUGGGAGAGGAGCUCCUGGCUCAAGGUGACUUUGAGAAAGGUGUGGAUCACCUGACCAAUGCCAUUGCAGUUUGUGGUCAACCUCAGCAACUUCUUCAAGUGCUCCAGCAGACACUGCCGCCUCCAGUCUUCCAAAUGCUUCUCACCAAACUGCCCACCAUCAGCCAGCGAAUCAUCAGCUCUCAGCCUUUAACAGAAGAUGAUGUCGAAUGAAUGUGUGUGAUAUGGAAAUCUGAAAGAGAACUGCCAGCUGUUUAACAGAAGAUGACAUCAAAUGAAUGUGUGAUUGCGGGUGAGAUGGAAAACGGCUAUCACUCGGACUGUAUUGAUUAUUUCAGUCACUGAUAUUAGUGCAGUUGUGAGUCUGAUAAGGGCAGAGCUUGACCUUUGGACAUCAGGCGACAACUAUUCCUCUCUGUCAUGGCACUGAGGUUUAAAAAAACAAAACGUGUUAAAUACAUUCCAUCUUUCUAAUAUUCAUCUGUUUUUUCUCAAAUGGAAUGUUGUGCUUUAUUGGGGGGGGGGUUGCUAUAUGUACUUAAUAAAAACAGUUAUGUAAAUUA